UUUUAUCAGUUUGCGUCGACUGUAUUAUAAAACAUUUGCGUGAAAGACUACUUUGUUUGCUACUCAUCUGGACAAGAUGGCGUGCUGGAUCGGAUGGCCUGCCACCAGAGUAAUCAUUGGCGGAGUCCUUAUUCACAUUACAUUGGGGACAUUAUAUACAUUUGGCAACCUGAACCCGUACCUCACGUCCUACCUUCGUGAAGAGUUUAGAAAUGAAACCCUCUACGACUACUCGGACACAGCAUGGGUGUACUCAGCUUCCAUCAUUGGCAUGGGAUGCACGAUCGUCCUGGCGGGCGCGAUCUAUGACAGACUUGGUCCUCGCGUAACUGUGGCCAUUGGAUGUGUUCUUAUGAGCGGAGGCACACUGCUCACCGCCCUCACAAUCGAACACUCCAUCUACCUCGUGGUUCUCACCUAUGGGCUGAUGUUUGGACUUGGUGUUGGGAUUUCAUACACUGUGCCUAUGAGCUGUGCAAUGAAAUGGAUCCCUCAGAGAAAAGGACUGGCCUGUGGUCUAACAGUGGCAGGAUUCGGAGGUGGAGCUUUCAUAUUUGACUAUGUUCAGACAUGGUACAUCAACCCUGACAAUGAAUACCUUGACAAUAAUUCCACCACUCAAAACUUUUUUACACAAGAGGCUAUUUUGAACAGAGUCCCUCGCGUAUUCAGUGUUUUGGGGGCCUGUUACGCAGCUCUACAAGUGAUGGGAAUCAUUCUACUCACAGACCCUCCAAACGUCCAGCAGAUUGAAGGGGAGGAAGAAAAUGUGAGAGAGGAAAUGUUCACAGACUCCGGAGAAAGGGAAGAUCGCAGGAUGCUCGAGGAAAGUUCAUCCCUUCUCCAGGAGACACCAAAUAUGACUUCGGCCAGUCUAGUCGAGGAGGCAUAUGUGUCUUGGAGACACAGCUGGAAGACGAAAGAUUUCUGGCUGCUGUGGUUUGCACUGCUCCUCAACAGUCAGGGCCUUGUGUUUUUUUCAAGUUUCUGGAAGGCUUACGGACUGUCUAUCAUCCGUGAUGAUCACUUCCUGGCAAUUGUUGGAAGCGUCGCCGCCUUGUUCAACGCUGGCGGCAGAAUUUUCUGGGGACAUUUUGGUGACAAAGUAUCCUUUAAGGUCGCUAUGUUGUAUUUGUGUGCAGUUUUCACAGUGCUGAUGGCGUCCUAUCAGUUGAAUGAGCUAGCCGGAAAGCCCCUGUUCUUCAUCUACGUGUGUUUAACGUUUGGAACGUUCUGUGGAAACUACGCAUUGUUUCCAGUGGCUACAGUGCAGACAUUUGGCCAGCGCCACUUCGUACAGAACUAUGGACUGUUGUUUACCUCCCAGUCGGUCAUGGCAUUAAUCCUUGCAAUCACAUCAGAUGAGAUCCGGACUGGGACUGACACAACGUGGGAGGGACUCUUUUACUUGUCAGCUGCAUGCUCCUUCUGCUGUUUCCUGCUGAUGAUAGCGUUGAAAAAGAGGCGACCUUUCGAGUAGCAUCAAGUGAUGAGACCUACAACUCGGUUCCAUUACUCACUGAUUCAAGGACACCUUCAGGAAAUUAUCAACUAAAGUGUAUAUUGUCUCUAAAUAUUUAUAUAAUUAUUGAUUGACAUGGUGAUUUCAUAUUAGUUACAGUAUUUACAAUCUAUAUUAUUGUGUUGACUGACACGCACGUGUGAUUUAUUUCGUGUCACCUAGAGUGGAUGUGGCUGUCUUUUAUUCCAAAUAGAAACGUUGGGAUGACAUAAUCCUCAAACAGCCUAUGCUUAUACAUGUUCAGUUAAUGUCAAACCUAGAUAUCACGAUUCAGUGCAAACAGAGUCCUGUUUACAGGCAAUCAAAAAUCGAAAAGUGGAUCAUCCAUUUUUAGCUGACAUUUUAAGCUGUCUUCUCAAUUGAUCCGUAGCUGGAAAAGAUAUAACUCUUUGUUGGCUGCCAAGUCAUGUUGGCAUCAGUGGCAUCUGUCAAGCAGAUUCUUCGACAAAAGCCGCUCUUAAAAAACCAACUUCAAACACAAACUUCCCAUAUUCUGAUCUAAAACCCUCCAUCAGACAAUAUGUGAAUGAUCACUGGCAAAAAAGUUGGAAUACCAAGACUAUGAACAAACUUCAUGCUAUCAAACCACUGAUUGGAGGUAAUGCACAUUCUGGUUUAUAUCGUCAUGAUGAAGUUGUUUUAAAGCGGUGCCGCAUUGGCCACAGUCAUUAUACACAUUCAUUUUUAUUGAAGGGUGAAGACCCACCGUUGUGUAUAUCUUGCCAUAGCCCUCUUACUAUGAAGCACAUUCUGCGUGAAUGUGUUGAUUUUGCACUUGUCAGACAACGUUUUUAUGAUAAUGUUCAUACCUUAUCUGAACUUUUUAACACAGUUUCUAAUCACUUGAUUUUAGCGUAUUUGAAGGAAAUUAAAUAUUGAUAUAUUAAAUAUUGAAGGAAUAUAAAAUAUAGAUUUUUACCUGAACAGUCAGUCUUUUACCUAUGAAUGUGAUACAUGACUGAGAUUUUAGUGAUUUUCAACACCACUAUUACUUUAUUGACAAAAAGACAUUUCUCGCCGCGAAUAGCUGCAAAAUUGCUGAUGCGGCGUUAAGCAAUAUUCACUCACUCACUCACUCACUCAGUGGAAACAUAAAUAUAUGCAUAAUAAUUAUCUCAUUAGAAACGUAACGCUUCAUGAAUUUACUUUCAUGUUCUUUAUUUGCCAAAUUGAGACAAUUCAAUUAACAUGUUUGUUUGCUUACUUUUUACUUCUUUCUUCCAUGUUAAUCAACGUGUAUAUUAAUAAAGCAAAUCAAUAUUUU
This is a messenger RNA of Haliotis rufescens (red abalone), 2786 nucleotides long. Its product is annotated as oxalate:formate antiporter-like. The record is from RefSeq and is a predicted model, not a curated record. Lineage: Eukaryota; Metazoa; Mollusca; Gastropoda; Lepetellida; Haliotidae. The transcript is spliced from 11 exons. Gene Ontology annotation, molecular function: transmembrane transporter activity. Bases 77 to 1480 code for a protein of 467 amino acids. Gene Ontology annotation, biological process: transmembrane transport.